Messenger RNA from Monodelphis domestica (gray short-tailed opossum), 2519 nucleotides. It is a transcript of the gene FASTKD4, whose product is annotated as transforming growth factor beta regulator 4. Gene Ontology annotation, biological process: regulation of mitochondrial mRNA stability; mitochondrial RNA processing. Gene Ontology annotation, molecular function: RNA binding. Lineage: Eukaryota; Metazoa; Chordata; Mammalia; Didelphimorphia; Didelphidae. The record is from RefSeq and is a predicted model, not a curated record. Gene Ontology annotation, cellular component: ribonucleoprotein granule; mitochondrial matrix.
CGGCCGUCGCGCACCGGUUGACGUCACGGGCGGGCGCGACGCCUGCUCAGGUGUCCUCGCGGUCGCCUGGUGGUUCGUUCAUUCCUUUUGUCGGCGCGUGUGGUGUGCGGAGGUCAGAAGCACAGAAGGCCUUGGGGCGCUGUCCCCGGAGAGUUGGAACUAUGGUGAGAGUAUAUAAAAGACGUGGUCUCUACCUGCAAGAAGUGUUGAGAUCCCAAAUCCUAAUGGUUUUAGGUAUACAACAGAGGUCUUAAGUGACUGAGUUAAAAGUACUACACCUCUCCUGCAGCUUCAGUGUCCCUGCUCAGGCUCAGAGGACAUCAUGGCAUCUCGCCUGAUGCAACGCUGCAUUUGCCUCUUGGCCACCCAUCAGGUCUCACCCUUAACUGUAAUUAGCAGAGUGAGACUGGCCAAGGUCCCCUGCAGCAUGAUGACCACCACACAUGGAUCCACUGUUUCCACUUUGGAUAAUAUCUUAGAUAAGGAGCCAGUGUUCACUCCUUACCCUUGGCCUCAGAAAGUCGACCAGCAGAUUGAGAAGGCCAGGAGCCCUGAGGAAAUACUAGAAUUGCUUGAUGGUAGGCACAAGUUACACCAUAACCAUACUGCCAUCAUGGUUAUUAAGCUUUCUCGACUCUUGGCUGAUAAGCACCAGGAUAGAGACUUAAUCAUUAAAGAUAACCGGGUUCAGAAGCUCUUCCACAGUGUGGACAAGCAGGUAUCUUCAAUCUGGCAUGGAACCCUUAUGAGCUUACUCCGAAGCCUCUAUACAUUACAACUUCGAGAGAAUUCCAGGUGCCUGCGAUCUGUGGAACAAGAGGUUCGCUGGAGGCUUCGUCGAGUUAAAUAUAAGAACCUAGUUUUUCUGGCAGAGACAAGCAUCCCCUACAUGCAAGAGCAGGCUUCAAAGGAGCUGCUUACGGAACUGCUGAUGUACUUGGAGCGACGAUGGACAGAGAUUGAUGACUGCCGCACUGUAGUGACCCUCAUGACUAAAGUAGGGCACCUCUCAGAGCCACUAAUGGGCCGUCUAGAGGACAAGUUCCUGGAGCUGGCAGAGCAGUUUGGCCCUGAGGACCUUCGGAGAGUGAUGCUGACCUUGGCGUCUCAGAACCGGCGAUCAGUGCCCCUUCUUCGGGCCAUCUCCUACCACCUGGCUCAGAAACCUUUUACCCUGACAAGAGGAAUGCUGAUUGACUUCGCAUAUGCUUAUGGUAAACUAAACUUCCACCAAACCCAGAUAUUCCAGAAACUCGCAGCUGAGCUAUUGCCCCAGGUAUCCAGCAUGACGCCCAGUGACAUAACUCAGUGCUCUAAGUCCUUUGCCUUCCUCAAGUGGCUCAACUUGCCUCUUUUUGAAGCUUUUGCCCAGCACAUGCUAAACAAGGCAGACAGCUUUACCCCACUCCAGCUGAGCAACAUGAUCCUGGCAUUUGCUCGUCUGAACUUUCAUCCUGAGCAAGAAGAGCAGUUCUUCAGUUUGGUGCAUAAAAAGCUGGAGCCAGAGCUGGCCAAUCUGAGCCCCAUCCUGCAGGUUGAUGUGGUGUGGUCCCUGUGUGUACUACAGCAAGUGCAGGAGGCCCAGCUUCAAGGUGUUCUCUGCCAGGAAUUUCACAAGCAAUUUCUAGACAGCAAGUUCCCUCAGAACCAGAACAUCUGCCAGAAGCUGGUCCAUAUUAAUGCCACCGCUCAACUGGAGCAUCCAAAGUACAUUGGACCCUACUUGCCACUUGCCACUUGCCAACAGGCCUUCCGCCUCCAAACCUCCACAUCUAGGAAGAUGACGCCCAUGCAGAAGGAUCUGCAGGACAUAAUGAAAGGGUGGCUGGGAAGUGAGGACAAGGUCCGUUUUGGAGAGACUACUCAGUAUGGCUGGGAGUUGGAUGCUGAGUUGGUACUUGAUGUGGAGAAUCAGCCUCUGCCCAUGAAGAACUUUAUAGCACCUCACCUGGCUCAGCCAACUGGAACUCAGCCGUUACCCCCUGGUGCCAAGAGGUUGGCUUUUCUUCGAUGGGAGUUCCCCAAUUUCAACAGCCGAAGCAAAGAUCUGCUGGGUCGAUUUGUUAUGGCUAGGCGCCACCUUCAGGCUGCAGGCCUCCUGGUGGUAGAUGUUCCCUACUAUGAGUGGCUGGAGCUGAAGUCUGAAUGGCAGAAGGGUGCCUACCUCAAGGACAAGAUGGGGAAGACUGUGGCAGAGGACCUGGCCAAGUGACCUUCCUUUUCCAGCCUUAUAUUAGCUCCAACCCUGCAGAGGAAGCACUUAUGUUGAAGGGGAUCUUUUUUCCUUUGAGGCAGCCGGAGCUUACUCCCAGAUACUUGGAGCAGCACUGGCUCAGCCUGACAAGAGCAUGACUGGGUACAGGAUGCCAGUUGUUUUAGAGCCUCUCUUUGAUGACUUGGUUUCUGCUGCUACUGAACCGAAGAUAUUGGAUAACUCAGUCCUAUUGUGGGGGUGGGGAGGGUCUAACCUAUAUUUCCUCCUUGUAAAGGACAUUUCCUCAAUAAAGGUUUCCCUCUGA